Physella acuta is the source of this 895-nucleotide messenger RNA. RefSeq lists its product as uncharacterized. The record is from RefSeq and is a predicted model, not a curated record. NCBI's taxonomy places the organism in Eukaryota, Metazoa, Mollusca, Gastropoda, Physidae.
UUAUAGGACUAUCUACGCAAAAUUCGAUGACGUACUUCUCCACUCCACCCUCUUUGAACACGUCGACUAGAAACGAAAAUAGAAAUUUAAGUUUUGAAAAGCCUCAAAGUUGAGCAGCCGACUUCGCCAGAAAAUGUUGAUUUUGAUCUUUUCACUACUUCUGACGCAAGUAUAUUCCAUCAAAGACGGUGCUCCAGUCGAUGAGUGCAGCUACCCAGGUCUGUGUGUGGUCCUGGCACCCAAUGACGCUAUCAUCUGUAACGGGGUCAAGAUAGGAGGUCUACUGUCGGUGCCAGAGUUGUGCGGGUCUGGCAUGAACAAUUUCCUGGACAACAAUGAUCUCACUGUUAUCUGUGGAGAAAGCACAACAAAUUUUACACUGACACAAGGAACUAAAGGAGCCGUCUCUGAUGGCGUCUACACCUUUGACACCUCCACGUUUACCGGCGGCUGUAACGGUGACGCCGUUGUGUACGAUGGACUCUCGGACAUUGAUAAAACUUCAUGUGAGGUGGUGGGCUACGGCGCCGAUACCCAGUCGUCAAAAACAUACGACGGCGUCGCUCAAGUGACGUCAGUCUUGGCAAGCACCAGCAGUCCGUGCUGUGACGUCAUCCUUGACAACCUAACCCAGGACCAGAAGGGCGUCAUCAUCGACCGGACGGCAGAGUUUAACUGUGUCACUGCUAACGGGGCAACUUGCGGGACUGGCGACCUUGGAGCUCCAGUCUACUGUAACACAACAGCUGGCACCACUGUGGUCAUCGGCCUGACCUCCUCCUCCCCCUGCACCAGUGGGGGGAGGUUCCUCGUCCACGACCUGACCCACGGGUCAACGAAGAUCAAGUUUUAAAAUUUAGACGUCACUAAAACAAACAUCAUGAAAAGAACAGCU